ACAAUAUUUGCCUCUAGAGAAAGUCCUGUAUUUCAAUAGAUGCACCAUAUUUUAUCACUUUUUUUUAACGUAUGUUACUUUCCAUUCCUUCAUACUUAGAUUGCCACUCAUAUGCAGUCUCCCAAUGAAAGCCAGCUCUGGUGCCUUGGCCCAUCCCUGUGGAGCCUGAUUACUGAACAUGUUCCUGGUCCAGAGCUGCCAAAGAUCCGUACAUCACUGGGCCACUCCCUGGUUGGCAUGUACACAGAGGUGCACUCUGAGGCGGAGAUGUGGCACAAGAUGUGGCAGGAAAGCCAGCGAGGAGGAAACCAUGGCAGCAGUGCAAUGACCUCACUCCCACGUCAACAGGCCACCCCUCUGGCUGACCCCCCUGCAGUCAAAGAGCUGCUGAGAGCUGAGGUCAAGAUGUUACUACAGACUCUUAGAGAGAGAGCCAGCAGGGGGGGAAGAGAUGGUGAGGAGCUCCUGUUUCGUUACAAACCUGAGACUGUGAACUAUGCCCUCGGUCACCUUGACAGCUGUUACAGUAACUGUACCAACCCUGGAGAUACUGAUUAUGGAAACAGACCAAGCUCUCGUUGCUCAGUCAAGUCCCACACUGAAGACGAAGUCGAGGCAGUAAGAGACAAGCUGAAUGUCACUGACAUUGACCAAGUGGUGGACCGCCUCAAGUCUGUCAUAAUUGAGGAAUCUGAAGGGCUGAACAGACUGGUAAAGCAUUUCAAGAAAAAUAUUAAACAAAAGUGCAGGACUCGAUGUGAAUUUGAUAAAUCAGAGCCUACACUUGCAGAGUUGAGAGAGCUAAGAGGAGCUAUACAAAUGGACUUGGAGCUUUACCCCUCUUCGUUUGCCGCUUCACCCCCAGCCUCGCCUCCUCUCCCUGUGAAGGAAUUGAAAAACAGGUUCAGACUGUCAGCAGGUCAAAAGGCUUCAGAUGAGACUCUGCAAGCUUCAAAUGCUACGUCAGUCCUAAGACCACAUCCACCUCCUCCUCUGUGCCGUCCUAAACCCAGGCCACCAGUUGGACCUUCUCUCACUAAGACCUCUGCAUUCGUCAAACCAGUUCAUUCUUCCUCACUGUCAAGGACUCUUGGUCAGCAUAGAAGAACAUUAGCCUCCAAUAAAUCAAGUGAAAUACCUUUCUGCAGCAAGAUCACCACUUCAGGGAAUGUGAGCAGCCACUUCACCACUGACCAGAUAAUGGUUAAGAGCGAAUACAUCUGCAGUCUUUCCCCAGAACAAGAUAGUGCUGGCCUCCACUGCAGGCCCCCAACAUCUAAUGCUAGUUUCCAAAAAAAAACUCAAAGAGACUCACCUGUCCAUGAAGCCCAUCUAUCAUCCCAUCGCAGUAUUAACAGCCUGAGCAGAGAAUAUGAUUUGUUACCACAGAGGGAGAGAGAAAGCAGCUCUGUCUGGAGGUCAGAAAACGUCAAUAUUACCCCUUCAACCAUUCCAACAACUGGGAAAUCAAAGACACAAAAUGGGCAAAAGAAAACUACAUGUGGAGGUGUUUCAGUGUUAGUAACAGUGCAGGCAGAUAAAGACAGAAGAAGGAGUACUUCUGAGAGUUUUCAUUCUUCAGUCAUGCCCGAAACUGGGAGUCAUCCUGCAAAAAAUGGUGACAGGAAGAGCAACAGUCAAAUUGAUAUAAAUAAAAAUGAUCAUCUUGGGAAGGAUGUCACCCAACAGCAAAGCCUUAGUAGCCACUGUUUGACAGAUCACUUCUCAAAUCAUUCAGGAAGUAGUAGUGGACAGGGACAAGCUAAUUGUAAUUCCCACAAAAGACCACUUCUGGGCACCACGAGUCAGCCAGAAAGUAUCCAAGAAGCAAAGACAGAGCAAGACUUUAUCAACAAUUUUUACCAGCCAGUACCUCCUGCAAGAGUGUCAACAUGAAGUCAGCCUCAGACCAAAUAAAAAGUGUUUGACAUUGUCUUUUAUAGAUAUAAAUUUGGGAGCAUGAUGAAUUGAUGUUGAGUUGCAUAGAUUUUUUCACUGUGUGGGGGGAAAAGAAAUGGAAUAAUUUCACAGCUGUGCCGGUUUUUCCAUUGAGUUUUUCCAUUGAGCAUUAAUUGAAAAACCUGAAUUCUGAAUUUCAAAUAGACAAGGCCAGUAAUUUGAGUGCAUAGAAUUGUGCAGUGUCUAAAUAUUUGAUUGAAAAAUGUGUUUUUAAGACAGGUAACGGUGCAAAAUACUGUUAACUUUUCACAGUAGACAUUUUGACAUGAUCUAGCCAAAAACCAUGUUCAACUAACUUUAUUUAUAUUCAGCUUUACUAGUUUCAGUACUCUGUUGCUGUCUGUUCAAAACCUCUGCUAUGAAAAAGAUCUACACCAGGACCUUGACUUAAAGCAGUUUUUAUUUACGCCUGUUCUAUUCCUACUAUGACAUGUCCAAAUGACUUCUGUAAACUGGGCCUAGUAGUGUCAAUACUUAAUCAGAGGCAAUGUUACUGAAAAUGUUGGCAUAUCAUGGAAAUAAUGCUAAAUCUUACCAGGGAUAUAAAUAUGUGAAAUUUGGUGCAAUAAAUUAAAAAUAUUAAUUAAUUCAAUUAAAUAAAUAAAGACCAUUGGGAUUGGGAGUUUUGCAUGACAGAGGAACGCCUUCAUUGCCUUGCACAGAGACUUCACCCUCUUUCUAGAUCAAGUCAUUAUUUUAUUUGGGGAUUAGUGAAUAGAAAUAAAAAUGGGUCUAGUGAAAACGCCUCAGACAACAGUCUGAAGAAGAUCAAAAAUGCUAAACUGCAACUGCUUCACAAUAAAGUUCUUUCAGCCGUUCAGGGCUUAUAAUCAGUUUUGUUGACACACCCCCUUUCAGAUGGUUUAUUACUGUGAAUUUUACGCAUAAUAUUCAUGUAUCCUGUUUUACACCAAAUUCAAAUUGGAAUCAAAACAACAAUCUGAUGCAGCAUUAACUAAGAAGACAGGCUUUUAUUUUGAAGUGGCUGUAGAAAGUAAUGACAGCAUUUUCGAUUAAAUAAAUAAAUAAAUAAUAGA
Molecule: messenger RNA, 2996 nt
Organism: Seriola aureovittata
Lineage: Eukaryota; Metazoa; Chordata; Actinopteri; Carangiformes; Carangidae
Gene: ccdc24
Product: coiled-coil domain containing 24
Exons: 8
Coding region: 112-1896 (594 amino acids)
Source: RefSeq, a predicted model, not a curated record